AAUCUUUCUUCCGUCUAUCCGAUUUCAUUUGUAGAAAAUCUAAAAUUCCUGUUUUCUUUUUCUUCUUUUGGUGUUACAGGUAUAGAUCGUUUAUCAGUUCAGAUAUUCAGAAAGGAUUUUUUAUCAAGAGUUUCGACUGAGGAAUUGUAAGGACAUAAUACCUUAAAUUCCUCUUCAAAUUCUGACAAUCAGAAGAACAAAAUCCCAAAAGCUAAGAUCGAAGAAGCCGCUUUCUUGCAUUUUCUGUAAUCCGUUCGAAAAAAUCUCCCAAAUUCCUAUAAAAUUCUUUUAUCUCCAUCUCUCCUCUCAAUUCAUUCGAUCCAGACCGUCGGAUUUCCAAACAUGGGGCUUUCCAGCAUGCCCACCCCAUCGGAAGGGGUCCUGUCCGUCCUCCUCGUCAACACAGCCCUCUCGAUCACCAUCUUCAAAGAGAUCGUCCGAUCAAUCCUCCACGUAGUCGGCAUCCGCCUCCCAUCCCCACCGCCAUCUGCAGAUAUCAGCGAAACCCCAUCAGAACCCUUGGAAUUCCCCCCUUUCACCGAUGAAUUCCGCUGCCGGGUCCCGUCCAUCCGGUUCGGGUCCUGCUUCCGCUGCCCGUCCGAUCACGACUGCUCAGUCUGCCUCACCCGGUUCGAACCGGACUCGGAGAUAAACCGGCUGCCCUGCGGCCAUUUCUUUCACAAGGGCUGCUUGGAGAAGUGGUUGGAGUACUGGAAUACGACCUGCCCUCUAUGCAGGACUCCCGUGGUACAGGAGGAAGACGCUUCCUGCCCCUGGUUCUAGCCGUAUUUACUGGAUUGCCAUCCUGAUGAAUGAAAUUACAUGAAUGCCACUCGUCGUCGUGCACGACUGUAGUGUGUUUGUAGUGUACAGGGAGCUGGAGAUACACGUAGGAAUGUAGACCGGAGUGUCUGUUUUCACUUCUAAUACGUAUGCAGUAUCUGUAUUUUUCUUCCUUGUUUUGCUUGAGAUGAUGGGCUUUGUAGUGUACAGCGUAUGGAGUCUACAAAAAUGCUCGUCUUUCUAUAAAUUGCUUUCUUGUAUUUCAA
This is a messenger RNA of Magnolia sinica, 1049 nucleotides long. Its product is annotated as probable E3 ubiquitin-protein ligase XERICO. Gene Ontology annotation, molecular function: zinc ion binding. The transcript has 2 exons. The record is from RefSeq and is a predicted model, not a curated record. The coding region runs from base 343 to 783 and encodes 146 amino acids. NCBI's taxonomy places the organism in Eukaryota, Viridiplantae, Streptophyta, Magnoliopsida, Magnoliales, Magnoliaceae.